Messenger RNA from Piliocolobus tephrosceles (Ugandan red Colobus), 3685 nucleotides. It is a transcript of the gene TDP1, whose product is annotated as tyrosyl-DNA phosphodiesterase 1. Gene Ontology annotation, molecular function: double-stranded DNA binding; single-stranded DNA binding; 3'-tyrosyl-DNA phosphodiesterase activity. Gene Ontology annotation, cellular component: nucleus. Gene Ontology annotation, biological process: DNA repair. The record is from RefSeq and is a predicted model, not a curated record. Lineage: Eukaryota; Metazoa; Chordata; Mammalia; Primates; Cercopithecidae. The transcript is spliced from 15 exons. The coding region runs from base 359 to 2080 and encodes 573 amino acids.
GAAGGGGCGGGAUCCGAGGGGAGCGUGGGUUCCUUGCGCCUCAGGUACGUGUUGGGCGGCAGCUGGCGCGGACUCGGUGCGGUCUUUCGCGGGCUGCGGUCGGGCCCGGGAUCCUGCUCCUGACUGGUCGCGGUUCGCGGGCUGCUGGGGUCCUGCCGGGCUGGAGGCGGACCGCGAGGAAGCGGCGCGGCCGGGAAGACGGGGCAGGGUCGCCUCGGCCCCGGGGCCUCGGUUUCCUCCGAUCAGAGCGUCUCAGGGGGCGCGCACAGGCGCCGCGGAGACCUGUGUCUUGCCUGGGCGCGGCGCGAGGGGCCCGUGCUGGGGUUUUUAUUCCCAGACCUAAGAUUACAGGAGUAUAAUGUCUCAGGAAGGCGAUUAUGGGAGGUGGACCAUAUCCAGUAGUGAUGAAAGUGAGGAAGAAAAGCCAAAACCAGACAAGCCGUCUACCUCUUCUCUGCAAGGAGCAGCAAAUGAGCCCAGGUACACCUGUUCCGAGGCCCGGAAAGCCGCACACAAGAGGAAAAUAUCACCUGUGAAAUUCAGUGAUACAGAUUCAGUUUUACCUCCCAAAAGGCAGAAAAGCGGUUCCCAGGAGGAGCUAGGCUGGUGUCUGUCCAGCAGUGAUGAUGAGCUACAGCCAGAAAUGCCGCAGAAGCAGGGUGAGAAAGUGGUGAUCAAAGAGGAGAAAGACAUCCCGGCUCCCAGUGACAGCACUGCCCAAAGAACUGAAAAUCAUGGCCCUCCCACCUGCCACAGGCUCAAAGAGGAGGAAGAGUACGAGACGCCAGGGGAGGGCCAGGACAUCUGGGACAUGCUGGAUAAAGGGAACCCCUUCCAGUUUUACCUCACUAGAGUCUCCGGAGUUAAGCCGAAGUAUAACUCUGGAGCCCUCCACAUCAAGGAUAUUUUAUCUCCUUUAUUUGGGACGCUUGUUUCUUCAGCUCAGUUUAACUACUGCUUUGACGUGGAUUGGCUCGUAAAACAGUAUCCACCAGAAUUCAGGAAGAAGCCAAUCCUGCUUGUGCAUGGUGAUAAGCGAGAAGCUAAGGCUCACCUCCAUGCCCAGGCCAAGCCUUACGAGAACAUCUCUCUCUGCCAGGCAAAGUUGGAUAUUGCAUUUGGAACACACCACACGAAAAUGAUGCUGCUGCUCUAUGAAGAAGGUCUCCGAGUUGUCAUACACACCUCCAACCUCAUCCAUGCUGACUGGCACCAGAAAACUCAAGGAAUAUGGUUGAGCCCCUUAUACCCACGAAUUGUUGAUGGAACCCACAAAUCUGGAGAGUCAACAACACAUUUUAAAGCUGAUCUCAUCAGUUACCUGAUGGCUUAUAAUGCCCCUUCUCUCAAGGAGUGGAUAGAUACCAUCCACGAGCACGAUCUCUCUGAAACGAAUGUUUAUCUUAUUGGUUCAACCCCAGGACGCUUUCAAGGAAGUCAAAAAGAUAAUUGGGGACAUUUUAGACUUAGGAAGCUUCUGAAAGACCAUGCCUCAUCCAUACCUAACGCAGAGUCCUGGCCUGUUGUGGGUCAGUUUUCAAGCAUUGGCUCCUUGGGAGCUGAUGAAUCAAAGUGGUUAUGUUCUGAGUUUAAAGAAAGCAUGCUGACACUGGGGAAGGAAAGCAAGACUCCAGGAAAAAGCUCUGUUCCUCUUUACUUGAUCUAUCCUUCUGUGGAAAAUGUGCGGACCAGUUUAGAAGGAUAUCCUGCUGGGGGCUCUCUUCCCUAUAGCAUCCAGACAGCUGAAAAACAGAAUUGGCUGCAUUCCUAUUUUCACAAAUGGUCAGCUGAGACUUCUGGCCGCAGCAAUGCCAUGCCACAUAUUAAGACAUAUAUGAGGCCUUCUCCAGACUUCAGUAAAAUUGCUUGGUUCCUUGUCACAAGCGCGAAUCUGUCCAAGGCUGCCUGGGGAGCAUUGGAGAAGAAUGGCACCCAGCUGAUGAUCCGCUCCUACGAGCUUGGGGUCCUUUUCCUCCCUUCAGCAUUUAUCGGCCAUGGAUAUGGAACAUUCCUUAUGUCAAAGCACCGGAUACGCAUGGGAACAUGUGGGUGCCCUCCUGAGAAUCUUGAGGCACUGUGAAAUUUAAGUGUAAGACAUUGAGCCAUAAACAUGGAAUCUCUUCUUUGUACUGGAUGUUCACUUCCCUUAAAGUCUUACUUGUACCCCUACAAAAUCUGCAAAGGUCAUUCUGAUGAAUGGACGUUGGUUAUACUUUUAAUGGACAUUAAUAUUCUCAAUAAAAAAAGUAUUAUUUUCUUAAUUCACUUUUAUAUGUUUUGGAAAGAAAACUAGUGAACUUCUCUAUGCUAAAAAUAUGUACUGGUUGAGUAUCCCCUGUCUGAAAUGCUUGGGACCAGAAAUGUUUCAGAUUUUGGAUUUUUUUGAAUUUUGGAAUAUUUGCAAAUGCAUAAUGAGAUAUCUUGGGGAUGGGACCCAAAUCCAAACACAGAAUUCAUUUAUGUUUCAUAUACACCUUAUAGACAAUAACCUAAAGGUGAUUUAUAUAUUUUAAGUAAUUUUAUGCAUGGAGCAAAGUUUUGACAGCCUUUUGACCGUGAUUUAUCACAUGAGGUCAGGCAUGGAAAUUUUCACUUGGAGCAUCAUGUCAGCACUCAAAAAGUUUUGGAUCUUGGAGCAUUUCAGAUUUUCAGAUUAGGGAUGCUCAGCCUGUAUAGAUAUAAAAUUAUCCUCACAGUGACUUAGAAUCUCUUGGUGCUGUCAGCUGUUGGGAACUGAAGAUUGACUUUGUCCUUCCACCCUCCAUCCAGAAAGGCACCCUUCAUUCCACCAGAACUUUACCCAGGAAGAACGUGAUCAUUUCCUUUUUCACCCAUGCCCUCUCUCAGCUUUCUGAGUACAUCUUGUGAGGUCGCUGGAGGUGAUCCUAGGGGAUGCCCGUAGGAUCUGUCUCGGAGACUGAUGUGCCGUUUCAGCCCCCUGCAGCUAAGAAUUGUAUUGACUGUCCUCACAGCAGCUUUUCAUAGCUUUCAGCUUCAGCUUUACGAGGCUUCUCUCUCCCUGGCACCCUGCUGGCUGCCUCACUGCUUAGUCCCACCAAACCCAAACACCUGCCCAGGGUAAAUGAGUGUCUCUUCUAUCCCCAGAAAUUUCCAGAGAGAACAGCUCAUAGAAACAUCCAAAAGCACACAAGUAUUUUGGGAAAAAUCCUAAAAGGUGACUUAAUUUGGUGCCUUAAAUUCACCAGUGAAGAAGCUAAGGCCUAGAAGGUUAAGGAUGUCCCCAGGGUCACACAGCCAGCUGGGCCCAGAGCUUCAGUGUCUUUGUGCUUUGUGUGCAUUGCGUUCUCCCUAGGGUGCUUUAGACCUUGUUUGUUUUAUUCUGCAUGAGGCUGAUUUCCAGUUUGUCAUCAACCUCUUUAUCUUAUAAUUUAAAAGGAUGGAGUUGAAUGUUAGUCUUGAAAGAUUUGCUAAAGUAGUCUUUCAAAUGUUCCUCAGAGGCCUAGGAUUUUCCAGAAGUACCUUAGGAACCUUGUAGGCUGCGGUGGGGGUGUGGCGAUAAAGGAGGAGGCAGGGAGACAGGGCUGCAGGGCCUCCCACCUUCCAACAGACAAGCUCUGCUUUAUCUGUUUUACAUACUGGGAUUCUGUAAAGGAUAUUAUCUGGGGUUUUGUAUGUAUUUGUCUGUGUUCAGCUUUUUAAAAAUAAACUUGAAAAGCUACUGAAU